Messenger RNA from Cyphellophora europaea CBS 101466, 1482 nucleotides. RefSeq lists its product as uncharacterized. Bases 1 to 1482 code for a protein of 493 amino acids. The transcript has a single exon. NCBI's taxonomy places the organism in Eukaryota, Fungi, Ascomycota, Eurotiomycetes, Chaetothyriales, Cyphellophoraceae. The record is from RefSeq and is a predicted model, not a curated record.
AUGGCCACGCCAGCAGCACCCGAAGCUGCAAAAGAGAAUCCUCUCAUUGUCAGUCACGAUGUUUCGGGCGACGUCGACAUCAGCACGCCUCCUAGCGAGCGGAGCCUUAAGCCCUUCGAUCGAAUCCGCUUUUUUCGAACCACACUCUUCCAGAUCCUCAUUGUCGGGAUCUGUGCAUUCUGCGCCCCUGGAAUCUGGAGUGCUAUGAAUGGACUUGGAGUGGGAGGCUCGCAGUCCCCGGAUCUCGUCAAUGCAGCAAAUGCGAUUCUCUAUGCAUUCAUGACGUUUACUUGUUUCGCUGGGCCAUGGGUUACCAACCUCAUCGGCUUCAGGUGGACGCUAGCCAUAGGCUCGUUGGGGUACCCACUCUAUGCGGCUGGGCUGUAUGUCAAUAACCGCUUUGGCGAUACGUGGUUUGUAUAUGUUGGGGCAGUGACAUGUGGCAUCUCCGCAGGGUUCUUUUGGAGCGUCGAAGGAGCAAUUGCCACCGGCUACCCGGAGUCUCACAAACGUGGCCGGUACAUUGCAACGUGGUUCACAUUUCGCAACUUUGGAAACAUUAUUGGCGGCGCAAUAUCCUUGGGCAUCAAUGUCAAGAUCAACGAACGGGGCAAGGUCGGCUAUCAAACGUACCUGGCCUUCAUUGCAAUCCAGUGUCUAGGCUUCUUCUUUGGUUUGUUACUGUCAAACCCGGAGAAGGUUCGCCGCGACGAUGGUACCAGAAUACAAGCACCCAGAGGAAUCAACUGGCGCGUCGAAGGGAAAGAGAUGUGGCGACUGCUCACAAGCAAAUCCAUUCUGUUACUGACGCCACUCUUUUGGUACUUCGGUUACAUGCAAGGCUAUCCAGGCACAUAUCUCGCCACCUACUUCACUGUUCGCUCGCGAGCAUUAGGGAGCUUCAUGUCUGCUGUUGUUGGUACCAUGGGUACCUGGCUUGGAGGAUCCCUGGUGGACCUGCCAUGGGCAAAGAAGCGACAGACACGUGCCGUUGCCGUCUUCAUAUUGAUUGCAGCUUGCAACAGCGCUACGUGGAUCUGGGCCGUAAUCAUACAGAAUGAGUAUCAACAUACUCAUCCAACACUCGACUGGGGUGACCAGAAAAGCUUCCCAAGAGGAUUUGGUGUCUAUAUGCUAGAGCGGAUCAGUCUCGGCAUGGUAGAGAACUACAUCUAUUGGUGCAUUUCCAAUCUUUCGGACUCUCCUGGAGACCAGAUCAGGUACAGCUCCUUGCUUCGAGGGAUUGAAACCGCCGGAGUCGCUGUGGGGUUUGGGGUCCAAGCGGUGCCGACCGUACUCAUUGCGACAGCCAGUAUCAACCUCGGAUUUUGGUUCUUUGCGCUACCAUUUGGCUAUCGUGCCACACUGCAGGUAGUGAAGAAGUUCGACGAGCUGGAUCAACAACGGGAGCAGAGACGGGUUGAGACCAAUACCAAUUCAAACACGGGUCCCCCAGAUACGACCCUAACUUGGAAGUCCUAA